CUCCAGCUUCCUGAGGCUUUCGCAGUUCAGAGAGUUCUGUCCGCUCAAAGAGUGUCUCGACGCGUUCAAAGAUGCUGGCUUGUACAGAGAUGAUCACCAUGUGCCUGCAGUCAGCCAAGCAGAAGCAUCUCCAGGCUCAGCAGCAGCAGCAGACGCUGCACGGCCCCAGGCAGGGGCUCAACAUCUUUCAUGAUAUUUUUCGCAGAGCAGACAAAAAUGAUGAUGGGAAGUUGUCGUUUGAUGAGUUCAAUGCUUACUUUGCCGAUGGAAUCCUGACCACCGAGGAGCUGCAGGAGCUCUUUCUCUCCAUAGAUAACCGACAGAAUAACAAUCUGGACACUGACAAGCUAUCAGAUUACUUUUCUCAGCAUCUCGGGGAAUAUCUAAAUGUUCUUUCAGCUCUGGAGAGUCUGAACAUUGCCAUUUUAAAAGCAAUGGAUAAAACCAAACAGAGAUUUAAAGGUGUCAGCAUGGAAGAUGGAGAGAACUGGUGCUCUCAGAUUAACCGGCUGCAGGAUCUUUUGGAUAAAUUGGAAUGUCAGAGUCCCAAGCUGGAGCCACUAAAGGAGGACACACUGGCCGGCACAUACAAAUCUAACAUCUUGCUGGUUCAGAGGCAGAUGUUCGUAAUUGAUGAUUCUCUGGACAACUUCCGUAAAGUUCUCAAGAGCUACAUCGAUGCCACCUCAGCCGACUCCGACAACUUGCAUGUGUCUGUUCAGAAGCUCCCGGGAAAGUCGUGCUACAUAAUAUAUGAGUUCUGGCAAGAUCGUAUCUCCUGGAUGAGUUAUCUUCAGACCAACAGCAGCAAGGAUUUCCAGCGCUGCGUCAUUGACAUGCUGGAGGACGCUGAAGUUGUUUCUACCAUGUUGCUCCCAGCUUCCUGGUGGAUUAUGACUAACAACUGAAUCGACUGUCACAUCCACAGCCUGCAGAGUCACACGGACUUAGACGCCCUGGUGCAUCGUCCCACCUCCCCAUAUGCACUCUGACACACACACCCACACACACAUAUUCAGUGAGGAAUUAAAAAGGUUUAUGGAUAUUUCAACACAAAUAAUUUUGCAUCUGCAUUU
Nematolebias whitei (Rio pearlfish) is the source of this 1076-nucleotide messenger RNA. RefSeq names its product N-terminal EF-hand calcium binding protein 3 (gene necab3). Lineage: Eukaryota; Metazoa; Chordata; Actinopteri; Cyprinodontiformes; Rivulidae. Gene Ontology annotation, cellular component: cytoplasm; Golgi cis cisterna; endoplasmic reticulum. The record is from RefSeq and is a predicted model, not a curated record. Gene Ontology annotation, biological process: regulation of amyloid precursor protein biosynthetic process. Bases 72 to 908 code for a protein of 278 amino acids. Gene Ontology annotation, molecular function: calcium ion binding. The transcript is spliced from 12 exons.